Molecule: messenger RNA, 1004 nt
Organism: Rhinichthys klamathensis goyatoka
Lineage: Eukaryota; Metazoa; Chordata; Actinopteri; Cypriniformes; Leuciscidae
Gene: atoh1b
Product: atonal bHLH transcription factor 1b
Exons: 1
Coding region: 28-714 (228 amino acids)
Molecular function (GO): protein dimerization activity
Source: RefSeq, a predicted model, not a curated record
UUUUUUGUAGCCUACAUUAUAUCAGCCAUGACCGCAAAAACCAAACUUUUGCACUGGUCAGAUGGAAAAUUUCGGGGACGACCGGACGAGUUUUCUCUCUCUGAACAUCCGAGGUUGACCCGCAGUGACCCACGGGCCUGGAUGACCUCCGCGACCCCCGCGUACUCAUCCGCAGGCGACCACUACACUCACACGUCGGUGGAUGCCGCCAUGGACGAGUACAUGUCUGGAGACAACAGUCCUUUGACAUCGGAAUCUGAUUUGGGAGGAUCUAAAGCACAUGGGGGUUCCAAGCCAAAUCCCCCCGGACCUCAAAGACACAGACGUGUGGCCGCUAACGCGAGAGAAAGGCGGAGGAUGCACGGACUGAACCGAGCGUUUGACAAACUGAGGAGCGUCAUUCCGUCCCUGGAGAACGAGAAAAAACUCUCUAAAUAUGACACCCUUCAGAUGGCGCAGAUUUACAUCACAGAACUGUCCGAUUUGUUGGAAGGUGUUGUGCAGUCGGAGUGCAGAGAUCUGAGGGAUGGAUGCAGCGCAUCUGGCAACCAUGGUCAGAGGAGUUCAGCUCAGGCUUUGAGGACCAGCAUCCCUUACGCAAUGGACGCACCUUCUAAUUUUGCUCCGGAGAAAAAUGAUGUCACGUUAAAUGCGAGUGAUGGCGAAUCGUCCCAUUUCAGCGACAUCGAAGAAGGACAGACUGGAGGACGCUGAUGGCUUUGCUGGAUAGACUUUGAGACUGUGGCACUCUGAAUAAUCAUAAUUUAUUUGUCUGUGUUUUAGUAGACACUGAAGGAACCAAAUAGAUAGGCCCUGUUGAUAAUGGUUAGUUCUUCUAGACAAUGCUUCAUUAGUCUAUACUUGAUUGACAACAUUUCUGAAACUCACAAAAAGGGAAGGGGACAAAAUAUAGGCUACAAGCCCUUUAAUUGCACUUUAAGACAGACGAUUGCCUACAUUUGGAUUUUUCCAUUCCACGUGUACAAAACCUUCAUCAAUAAUGA